AUGUCGCUCGUUGGCUUUUCAGAAAUCCUGAAUAAGCAGUUCCCCAAAAGCAUCGUUCGUUGUCCAUUUGGAAAAUGCAAAACCAGAAUCAUCCUCAUGAACGAGACGCUAGCAAAGAGAAGAAGAGAAAUAGGGAAUGCCCCGCCGAUGGCAAGCGAUUCGAAGCAUUUCUUUGAACUUGACGAUGUAUGGGAUUUUGAUAAUAUUGGCGUUUCCAAAGCCGCUCUGGAACUACAGUCUAGUCUGAAAGUUGGUGACCUAGAGAAGGUGGAACGUUUAUUAAUUUGCAGCGAAUGUGAUCAAGGUCCAUUGGGGUUUGCCGGUUUCAGGAACCCAGAAGAAACCGAUGUCAAAAAGCUAUGCUACUACCUUUCUUGUGAAAGUGUAAUGUACGAACAGGUCUAG
Candidozyma haemuli is the source of this 405-nucleotide messenger RNA. Its product is annotated as guanine nucleotide exchange factor. Gene Ontology annotation, molecular function: zinc ion binding; guanyl-nucleotide exchange factor activity. The record is from RefSeq and is a predicted model, not a curated record. The transcript has a single exon. Gene Ontology annotation, cellular component: cytosol; membrane. Gene Ontology annotation, biological process: small GTPase-mediated signal transduction; post-Golgi vesicle-mediated transport. NCBI's taxonomy places the organism in Eukaryota, Fungi, Ascomycota, Pichiomycetes, Serinales, Metschnikowiaceae. The coding region runs from base 1 to 405 and encodes 134 amino acids.